AUGAUUACUCAUCAUUUGUUUCUUUUCUUCCACGAAGCUCAAUUAUUUCUUAAAAUGAUUAAAAACUUUUGUUAUAGUCGAUUACAUCACGUUUUAUCGACAUCUUUUCGUCAGCAAUAUCGUUACUAUCAUGAAAAACUUCGACAAAGUUAUUAUUAUCAUGCCUCAUCUUUACCACUUUAUUAUCGAACAGCUGGUCAACGUUUAGAUGAUUUAACACAUCUAUUUCCAGAACAUGAAUGUUUUGUAUUUAAGAGUGAAAAUAACAAACGUUAUACAUACAAAUCAUUUAAAGAUGAAGUUGAUAGUAUUGCUCUAUCCUUACUUAAAUUAGGAUUUGAAAAAAAUGAUCGCCUAGGUGUUUGGUUACCAAAUACAUCUGAAAAUGUAAUGAUGACAUAUGCAUGUUCUAAACUUGGAAUUAUUAAAGUACAUAUUAAUCCAGCUUAUAUGGAUCGUGAGCUAGAUUAUUGCCUAAAUAAAGUUGGAUGUAAAGGAUUGGUUCUACAAUCAAAUAUAAAAAAAAUUGAUUGUUUAAAUAUUCUCAAAAAACUUAUACCAGAACUUGCAUAUUCAAAACCAAAUGAUAUGUCAUUAAUUUCAAAAUCUAUUCCGUCACUAAAACAUGUUAUUCUCAUAAAUGGAUCAUCUGUUAAAACUAAUAGUGAUGGUUUUCAUAGUUUUAAUGAUCUAUUGAAUAAAGGUGCAAAUGGAAGACACAGUGAUUUGUUUGAACGUCAGAAGUUAAUUAAUUGUGAUCAUCCAUUAUCAAUAUUCUUUACAUCAGGUACAACAGGACAUCCCAAAGCAGCAACAUUAACAAAUUUUAAUUUAAUAAAUAAUGGUCAUAUAUUUAAACACCUUUAUCCCGAUUCUUCAAUGUCAAAAACAUGCUGUCCAAUACCAUUAUUUCAUAUAUUUGGUGAAGUUUUUGGAACAUUAAAUAUUAUUAAUGAUAAAUUUACAACAGUUUUUCCUGCAAUUUUACCGGAUACACUGGCAACGAUCAAAGCAAUUCAUGAAGAAAAAUGCACAUCGUUAAUUGGCGCUCCCAUUAUAUUUCAAGACAUAUAUUCAUACGCUGAUCGUAGACAAUAUAAUUUAAGUUCAUUAUUAUUUGCAAUUAUUGGCGCUGCUCCAUCGUCACCACAAUUAUUAGACACAUUAGAGCAAAAACUACCAAUCAAACGAAUUGCACAAGGCUAUGGAAUGACAGAAACCUCGGCUACAGCAACCAUGAGUAUUUUUGCCCACGAUGAUAAGAAAAAAAGAUUUGGUUCAGUAGGUAAAGCCAUGCCUCAUCUAGAAGUUAAAUUAGUCAACAACAAUGGUGAAACGGUGCCAAUUGGCGAAGAAGGUGAAAUCUAUGUGAGAGGCUAUAGUGUAAUGAAAGGAUAUUGGGGCGAUGAAGAGAAAACACGUGAAACUCUAACAGACACUCACUGGUUAAAGACGGGUGACGUGGCUACUAUGGAUGAAAAUGGAUAUUUAUAUUUUCGAUCAAGACAAAAGGAUUUGGUAAUUAUUGGUGGAAUCAAUGUAUAUCCGGUUGAAGUCGAACAUACGCUUGCUGAACAUCCAAAAAUAGCUCAAGCGCAAGUUUUUGGCGUACCAGAUAAACGUUAUGGUGAACAAUUAUGUGCAUGGAUUAAAUUAAAACAAAAUUAUGGUGAAAAUGAUGUUAGUAUUGAAGACAUAAAAGCAUUUUUAUCUGAACGGGUGGCUUUCUUUAAAAUUCCAAAGCAUAUUAAAAUUGUUGAUUCAUAUCAGCAGUAUACAACACCGACUGGUAAAGUUCAAAAAUAUAAAUUAACUGAAACAAUGGUAAAAGAACUGAAUAGUUGA
Molecule: messenger RNA, 1845 nt
Organism: Didymodactylos carnosus
Lineage: Eukaryota; Metazoa; Rotifera; Eurotatoria; Philodinida; Philodinidae
Source: the annotation of a GenBank genome assembly